AUAUACGACAGCUCGAAGUUUUAGGAGAACACGCGCGGACCAUAUGAUACAAGAGAUUGAGGUUUUGGGAGAAUCGAUAAGUAUUACUGUUGGGGUGUCUAGCAUCUCCUUGAAACAUGGCUAUAUAAGUUAUAGUUACGUCGUCUCCAACAAGUAACUGUUUUUGAUGUAGUGAUUAACGUCUGGGUCCUGAAAAAUGUUACACAGGUUAUAGUUGCGUCAUCUCCAAUAAGUAGUUGUUUUUUUGUGUGUAGAGAUCAGCGCUUGGGUCCCAUAAAUUACCAAACAUUUACAUAUAGUCGCGGAAAUUUUAACAUCAGAUCAUUAACAAUCACCCCUUCACCUUCUUCUUCACAGCAAUCUUUUCAGUUGAUGAAAUGGGCGGUCAAGUAGAGAUCAUAGAGCAAAGAAAGCCCAAGUUCUUGUGCCUUCAUGGGUUCAGAACCAGUGGCCAUAUACUCAAAACUCAGCUUCAUAAAUGGCCUGAAUUUGUUCUCGAAAAACUUGACUUAGUUUUCCCAGAUGCCCCUUUGCCUUGCACCGGAAAAUCUGGAGUAGAAGGAAUCUUUGAUCCUCCUUAUUAUGAGUGGUAUCGCCCUAGCAAGGAUUGCACAGAGUAUACUAACUUUGAUGGGUGUCUCGAGUAUAUACAAGAAUGUAUGAUUAAGCAUGGACCUUUUGAUGGCCUACUUGGUUUUUCACAGGUACAAAUACACUAAUUUCUUUCCAAAUUAAUGUACAAUGAUAUUAGUUUGUGAUUGUCAAUUGUUAGAUUCUAAAUUUUUCAGGGAGCCUUUAUAUCAGCUGCACUGCCUGGGUUGCAAGCCAAGGGUUUGGCUCUCACAGAAGUACCAAAAAUAAAAUUUGUGAUUAUAAUUAGCGGUGGUAAGUUACAUAAUGAAGCUUUCUCAGAGAAGGCAUUCUCAGAGGCAAUUACUUGCCCGUCUCUGCACUUUCUAGGCGAGACGGACUUCCUGAAACCACAUGGAACUGCGCUUCUGGAAUCAUUUGUAGAUCCUGUAGUGAUUCAUCAUCCCAAGGGGCAUACAAUACCAAGACUUGAUGAAAAAGGUUUGGAGUUGAUGCUGGGUUUCCUUGAAAAGAUACAAAAGGAACUUACCAACCAGGAAGUCUUCUCACUUGACUACAAAGGAUUUACAACAUUCAAGAGUGAAAUGGCUGAUGAAGCUGAGAUCGUAGAGCAAAGAAAACCCAAAUUCUUGUGCCUUCAUGGGUUCAGAACCAGUGGUCAUAUACUCAAAACCCAGCUUCAUAAAUGGCCUCAAUUUGUUCUUGAUAAACUUGAUUUGGUUAUACCAGAUGCCCCUUUCCCCUGUACUGGAAAAUCAAGCGUCGAAGGAAUCUUUGACCCUCCUUAUUAUGAAUGGUUUCAACCUAACAAGGAUUUUACCGUGUUUACUAAUUUUGACGAGUGUCUUGAGUAUAUACAAGAAUGUAUGAUUAAGCAUGGACCUUUUGAUGGGCUGCUAGGUUUUUCACAGGGAGCCUUUUUAUCAGCUGCACUGCCUGGGAUGCAAGCCAAGGGUUUGGCUCUCACAAAAGUACCAAAAAUAAAAUUUGUAAUUAUAAUUAGCGGUGGUAAGUUGAAGAAUGAAGCUUUAUUGCAGAAGGCGUUCUCAGACGUUUAUCACUUCCCAUCUUUGCACAUUUUAGGCGAGAUGGACUUCCUGAAACCACAAGGAACAGCGCUCCUAGAAUCAUUCGCAGAUCCUGUAGUGAUUCAUCAUCCCAAGGGGCAUACAAUACCAAGACUUGAUGAAAAGAGUUUGGAGUUGAUGUUGGGUUUCCUUGAAAAGAUACAAAAGGAACUUACCAACCAGGAAGCUCAAGAAGAGAAGUGCUCAGAUAAUACUCUAUAGUUAUGCAGUACUUGAGCUUAAUUUGAAAGCUUGUGUAAUUACGUUCUGAUCUUCUUUUUAUAUGAUUCUCAAUUAAUAUUAACAAUCUGAUAGCAUUAAGAAUAAGCAGCAACCUAUGGUACUGAAGUGAAUGUAUUUGAUUUUAGUUGCAUUAGAUGAAUUGUUUCCAAAUUAAAUUUAUUAUUACAAUUAAAGAGAACAA
Messenger RNA from Daucus carota subsp. sativus, 2082 nucleotides. RefSeq lists its product as uncharacterized. The record is from RefSeq and is a predicted model, not a curated record. NCBI's taxonomy places the organism in Eukaryota, Viridiplantae, Streptophyta, Magnoliopsida, Apiales, Apiaceae.